AAAGUGGCUGCGUAUUUAGCUUGGAGCAUGCUUGGAGUAGUCGCGUACUUCAUGCGUGCGCUCGAGACUUUCCUUGUUUACUUAACUCCUCAUUCGCCGGUCGAAUGACCCUGAAUAUUUAAUCGAGCUGGCGUUUCCUAUUAGAUUAUCUUUCCCCUUCCUCUAUCGGGGGCUGGUCGUAGUAGGCGAUUUCUGGAAAACCGCCGCCAGUCGCACCGACGAAGGAGACAUGAACGCUGCUCAGCUCAUCGGACAGUUCGUGGUCAAAGAAGCCGCUAGCGGCAAGGAUGUGGUGCUGGAAAGCCUGUGGCGGGAUCAGCGGUGUGUGGUUAUGUUCUUCCGCCGCUUCGCCUGUCCGUAUUGCCGCAUGGACGCGGUGCACCUGAGCAAGCUCAAGCCCCAGCUGGACCAGGCCAACGUAAGGCUCGUUGGCAUUGGUCAUGAGAAAGCUGGCCUCGAGGACUUCCAGAAGCAAGAAUUCUUCAAAGGAGAGCUGUACAUAGAUGUGGAGAAGAAUGCUUACAAGGCACUGCAGUUCAAAAGGUUCAACUACUUCAACAUCUUCCCGGCCAUCCUGACCUCCACCGCCCGAGCUAAAGCGGCCGAGGCCAAGGAAGCCAACGUGGGUGGCGACUUGACAACCGGCGACGGACUGCAGACAGGGGGCACGCUCAUCGUCGAGAAAGGAGGCAGCAGCGUCCUGCUCAACUUCAAGCAGGAAUCUCCGGAGGACUACGUUGGCAACAGCACCAUUCUCGAAGCGCUGGGCAUCACUGCAUAGAUCAGCUCUUUUGUUUUCUUCCUUAAUUGAAAUAAACCAGCUCUUUUUCUCACAAA
Ixodes scapularis (black-legged tick) is the source of this 837-nucleotide messenger RNA. RefSeq names its product prostamide/prostaglandin F synthase. The transcript has 6 exons. Lineage: Eukaryota; Metazoa; Arthropoda; Arachnida; Ixodida; Ixodidae. The record is from RefSeq and is a predicted model, not a curated record. Bases 230 to 781 code for a protein of 183 amino acids.